Molecule: messenger RNA, 706 nt
Organism: Apis mellifera (honey bee)
Lineage: Eukaryota; Metazoa; Arthropoda; Insecta; Hymenoptera; Apidae
Gene: Sld5
Product: DNA replication complex GINS protein SLD5
Exons: 1
Coding region: 1-660 (219 amino acids)
Biological process (GO): double-strand break repair via break-induced replication; DNA-templated DNA replication
Cellular component (GO): GINS complex
Source: RefSeq, a predicted model, not a curated record
AUGGAAGAUUCAGAAGCACAAUUGACAAUAGAGAAUAGUGAUCAAGAAGAAGAAGAAGAAGAAUUAACAGCUCAGAGUGUUUUAUUAGCUAUAGAAGAAGCCUGGUUAAAUGAAAAAUUUGCUCCUGAAAUUUUACCACAUCGGUCUGAUUUAGUUGAUUGUAUGCUACAACAAAUUACACAUAUGGAAGAAAACAUGAAGAGGUUAGAUAAAGGAGAUUUAAGAUUAAUGAUUCAUAGAAUGGAAUUAGAUAGGAUUAGAUUUUUGAUAUCUAGUUAUCUUAGAGCUCGAUUAGAGAAAAUUGAAAAAUAUACCAUUCAUAUACUUUCUGAAGAAGCAAAUAGAUCUUCUGAAGAAUGCUAUUUAACGGUUGCAGAACUUCAAUUUGCAAAAGAAUUUCUUGCAAAUAUGGAAACACUUUUUAAAACAAUUGCUCUGCAACAUAUGCCUGGAAAUUUUCAGACAUUUGAAGUUAAUAAAUUAACUGUAAAACCUAACAUGAAAGCGUAUGUAUUUUUAAGGGCUAAUAAUAGGAUUAAUGGAAUUAUACUUCCUGGUUCAAUGGAUGAAGAGAUAGAUUUUGAAUCAGGUUCUCAACAUAUUAUACAAUAUAAUGCUAUAUCAGAUUUAGUUAAAAAUGGUUCUGUUCAAUUAAUUUAAUAAUGAAAUUUUUAUUAUUGAAAUGUAAAAAAAAUUAUGUAUUUUU